Messenger RNA from Dermacentor silvarum, 487 nucleotides. RefSeq lists its product as uncharacterized. NCBI's taxonomy places the organism in Eukaryota, Metazoa, Arthropoda, Arachnida, Ixodida, Ixodidae. The transcript has 4 exons. The coding region runs from base 16 to 486 and encodes 156 amino acids. Gene Ontology annotation, biological process: symbiont-mediated perturbation of host defenses. The record is from RefSeq and is a predicted model, not a curated record. Gene Ontology annotation, molecular function: amine binding.
ACUACUGACACUCCGAUGUACUUGCAAAAAAGGAACUUUAACACAAAUCCCCAAGGACUCAACACUACAAAAUGUGUUUCUGCUCGAAAAGUAAGUGCGGAUCAAAGCAGUCAUGAGGUCGUACAGGACAUAUCCUACUAUGACACCUCGUCUAAUUCUUGGAAGACGUUCCGAAAGAACUACAACGCUAAGGCAUGGGGUACUAAGAGCAAUCAGGUGGAUUUCUUCGAAUCACCUACUUCAUCUGGUCCAACCAUGACUUACCUUGUACUGUAUGCUGAAGCAGACUGUAUGGUGGUAAAGCUGCUCUACCGGAGCACUGAGAAGCAUCGUGCCUGCGAGUUCUUCGUGAAAGACGCCUACUUCAAGAACACUGAGGCACACCAAUGCUGCAACCACAUGUAUGAAAUCUCUUGUGAGCCAGCUGUGCAAAUUUUGUAUCAACCGGAAGAAUGCUCUACCUUGGAACAAAAGAAAAAUGGAUGAA